This is a messenger RNA of Phyllotreta striolata, 2773 nucleotides long. NCBI's taxonomy places the organism in Eukaryota, Metazoa, Arthropoda, Insecta, Coleoptera, Chrysomelidae. The record is from the annotation of a GenBank genome assembly.
CCGCACAUGUCAAAAUAGUAGAAACCUGUAAUACCAACUUCGCAAAUGUCAAAGAAAACCAACACAAUUUUAGUUCACCCGACGACCGCCCGCCGUCACAUCGGCCGGCGUCGUGUUUGCCGAUUUCCAACAACGCGGAAUCGAACUCUCUCUCCGCCGCCGCCGCCGCUUUUCCUUCCUCCUUCUCCCUAUGAGUCAAUCUCGUCGUCGUCGACGCGAUCUCGCCAGUCUGCGUCGAACCGUCGUCGAGUCGAGCUCGAGCCACCCGCCCCGGGCAUUCCCCUAUCGCACGACACGACACGACACCCAGCAUCCGAGAUUCGCGAGAACGAAGCGAUCGCACGAAUCGGGCUCGGCCCGGACCAGCCGCGCCGUUUGUUAUGCCAUUUGACGGCCCGCUGGGUCUCUCUCUGGCCCGGAUUCGACCCGAUGACCGGCCGUCGGGCGUGAUACCUUGGUGAUUUUUUCGGUUGAUUUCUUUCCGUUUCGCGACAGCGCUCGAUCUGAUCGGGGUGGAUUCCGUCGCGGCGUGAUGUGCCCGUGAGAGACCGCCAGGCCGGACGGUGUUGUUGGUGAAUCGAGCGGCAAAAUGGCGGACCUGGAGGCCGUGCUGGCCGAUGUCAGCUAUCUGAUGGCCAUGGAGAAGAGCAAGUGCACGCCGGCGGCGCGGGCAAGCAAGAAAAUGGUCCUGCCCGAUCCCAGCGUCAGGAGCGUGAUGCACAAGUAUUUGGAGAAAAAGAACGAAGUAAACUUCGACAAGAUCUUCCAUCAGACAUUAGGGUAUUUACUAUUUAAGGAUUUUUGCGAGAACGUUUCGGAAGAACCGGUACCUCAGCUUCGGUUUUACGAAGAAAUCAAAUCCUUCGAAAAGGUGGAAUGCCAGGAGGAGAGGUUGAAAUGCGCCAAGGACAUUUACGAUAACUUCAUCAUGAAGGAAUUGUUAUCGAGAGCUCACGAUUAUUCGAAGGAUUGUCUCCUGCACGUUCAGAAACACCUCACGAAAAACGAAGUGCCGGUCACGUUAUUCGAGCCUUAUAUAGAAGAAAUUUACACGCAUCUGAGGGAUGAACCAUUUAAAAAAUUUUUAGAAAGCGAUAAAUACACUAGGUUUUGCCAAUGGAAAAAUUUAGAAUUGAACAUACAAUUAACGAUGAACGACUUCAGCGUACACAGGAUAAUAGGCAGGGGCGGUUUCGGCGAAGUGUACGGAUGCCGGAAAGCGGAUACGGGAAAAAUGUACGCCAUGAAGUGCUUGGAUAAGAAACGGAUCAAAAUGAAGCAGGGCGAAACGUUGGCGCUCAACGAAAGGAUCAUGUUGUCUUUGGUCAGCACAGGUCAAGAUUGCCCUUUUAUAGUUUGCAUGACGUACGCUUUCCACACGCCCGAUAAACUCUGUUUUAUAUUGGACUUGAUGAACGGAGGCGAUUUGCAUUAUCACCUCAGCCAACAUGGAGUCUUUAAUGAGACUGAAAUGAGGUUUUACGCCGCUGAAGUUAUUUUAGGUUUAGAACAUAUGCAUAGACGUUACAUUGUAUAUAGAGAUUUAAAACCUGCAAAUAUUUUAUUAGACGAACACGGACACGUUCGAAUAUCUGAUUUAGGAUUAGCCUGUGAUUUUUCAAAGAAAAAACCCCAUGCUAGCGUAGGUACGCAUGGCUACAUGGCACCGGAAGUAUUAUCGAAAGGUACCCCGUACGAUUCGAGCGCCGAUUGGUUCAGUUUCGGUUGUAUGUUGUACAAAUUAUUGAAGGGCCAUUCGCCCUUUCGUCAGCACAAAACCAAAGAUAAACACGAAAUAGAUAGGAUGACAUUAACGAUGAACGUAGAAUUACCGGAAUCGUUUAGCAAAGAACUAAAAUCGCUACUGGAAGCUUUACUUCUAAGGGACAUUGAUAAAAGACUGGGAUGCAAAGGAAACGGAUCCGAAGAGGUGAAAGAACACCCGUUCUUCGCCGGCAUCGACUGGCAACAGGUCUACCUGCAGAAAUACACGCCUCCACUGAUACCGCCGCGGGGCGAGGUGAACGCCGCCGACGCCUUCGACAUCGGCUCCUUCGACGAGGAGGACACCAAAGGGAUCAAAUUGACCGAUUCCGAUCAGGAGUUGUACAAGAACUUUCCGUUGGUGAUAUCGGAACGGUGGCAGAACGAAGUGGCCGAGACCGUCUUCGAGACGGUCAACUUCGAGGCCGAUAAGCAGGAACACAAGAAAAAAGCCAAGCAGAAGAAACUCUACGAUUUGGACGAGAAGGAGACGGACUGCAUCUUACACGGGUACAUAAAGAAAUUAGGCGGGCCGUGGUCGUCGAGCUGGCAGAUGCGCUACGCCAAAUUGUACCCCAACCGGCUGGAAUUGCAUCCGGAUUCGGCCAAGCCGGACCUGGUUUUUAUGGAUCAAAUCGAAGAGGUCAGUCCGGACCUGGUUCAGGUCAAAAGCGAAAAUUGCAUCGUGGUCAGGCUGAGGGACGGCAAAGUCGUACUCACCAAUCCUGACGAAAUAGGCCUAAAGGAAUGGCUGACAUCGUUAAAAUCGGCCCACAAGGUGUCGCAGGAAUUGCUGGGAUCGAUGGCGAAAAAGGCCGGAAAAAUCUACGGGACGGAUUCGAACAAUCGUAAGGACAUUAUCAUAGCCCGCAACACUAACGGCAACUAACACCGACUUUUAGAAUAAACGAAUAUAUAAUUUUUUUUAAGAAAUAAAUAAAUAAAUGAACAAUUUUAACGAGAGAGAGAGAGAGAGAGAGAGAGAGGGAGAGACAAGCAUACAAAACAC